Molecule: messenger RNA, 408 nt
Organism: Striga asiatica
Lineage: Eukaryota; Viridiplantae; Streptophyta; Magnoliopsida; Lamiales; Orobanchaceae
Source: the annotation of a GenBank genome assembly
AUGAUACCAAUAAAGUCCAAUUAUAUAGGCAAAUACCUUGUUAGUAACAAUUUCCAUAACCAUUUUGCGGAAAAGAUUAGCCGGACCGCAAGACCACCUGUGCUGUUGGAAACGGAAGGCCUUAAAUGUACUUGGAAGUUCACUCUUCACCUAUGUUACAAAACACAAAUAUAUAUGUCACCUAAGUAUAGAAAUUUCCAGCCCUUGAGACCAGCUCGAACGGCAAGAUCCAUGUCCUCAACUGUCGUUCGGUCUUUCCAUCCUCCGGCCUCUGGAUCACUAUUCACUAUUGUUCCCUCCACCAAUCUGACCACGGGAAUAACACCACGUGCUGCAUUUAACACAGCUCUACGCCUCUACCCCUACACUGACAUCAGCCAGCUCUAUAACUGCCCUUUGUCUGCUUAG